AUGUCUGCCAAGGAACAAUCUUUUCUCAAUUACCCCCCACCACGCGAAGGCCCCUCGGUGCCAUACAAGCACGAGGACCAGGUCAUCCCAGUCUUCCGCGGCACAAGCCUAGCCAUCGGCGCAACAUUAAUCCACAACAUCGGUUUCAUCCAAAGCCACUUCUGGCGCAGUGCCGGCUUCGGCAUCAUCCGCGAAAUCCCCCACUUGAGCCAGUACCCCGGCCGCUACGAUCCAACCGUGAUUCCAGUCGACAACGACCGUACCGCGGAGUCAGCAAAAGCCGCAUUCCCCGCUAUUCAGCGCAGGAAGGGAAAUCGUGGAUAUCAUACUUCAGCCGACUAUCAUGCGCUCUAUAAGUCGGGAGAACUGACACCGACAGCUGUCAUCGAGACGCUGUUACCUCUGGUGCGACGUGACGUCCAGCCGCCGGGAAAACACUCAACUGCCUUCCUCGAGUCUCAGGCUGAGUUGGUUCGCGCGGCAGCUGAAGCUUCUACAGAGCGGUACAAGAAUGGCCAGUCCCUGGGUCCGCUUGACGGCGUGCCGGUCGCUGUGAAGGACGAGGUGCAUCUAACCGGAUAUAAGCGCACGUUGGGAUCGAAGCUGGACUUUAAGCAUGGGACUGAUGAAACUUCGUGGUGUGUAAGACAAUGGCUGGAUGCUGGGGCUAUUGUUAUUGGGAAGACAUCUAUGCAUGAGCUGGGUCUCGACACAAACAACAACAACCCCAACUACGGAACACCCAGAAACCCCCACAACAAAGAAUACUACUGCGGCGGCUCCUCCGGCGGCUCCGGCUACGCCGUCGGCGCCGGACUCGUCCCCAUCGCCCUGGGCGCAGACGGCGGCGGCUCAAUCCGCAUCCCCUCUUCAUUCUGCGGUAUCUGGGGACUAAAACCAUCCCACGGUCGUAUCUCCGGCGCACCAUCCCAAAGUCUCGCACCAACAGUCGGUGUCCUAGGCCCUAUGGCAUCUAACAUCGACGAUCUCGCCCUCGCCUAUCGCACCAUGGCUAUCCCAGCCCCAGCAUCCGAGGACCCCAUUUCCUCCCAAUUCCCCUACCCCACACCUCCCAGCCCGACAGACACCACCAGACCCAAAACCAUCGGCAUAGUCCGCGCCUGGAUCGAUCGCGCCGAGCCCCCCGUCAGGGCCGUACUCGAUCGCUCCCUCGCUUACUACCGCGAACACGGAUACAAUGUAAUCGACAUCGAAAUCCCCUAUCUACCCGAAGGCCAGCGCGCACACGUCUUAACCAUCAUGGCAGAGAUAGCCUCCGGCGUUGACGCCAGCAAGAUUAAACAUCUAACCGCGCCAAAUAAAGUCCUCGUGUCUAUGGGCAUGUACCAAAUAACAGCGCAGGAUCUGCUCGCUUCCCAGCGUCUGCGGAAUCUGCUUAUGACGCAUUUGGCGCAUCUGUUUAAGAUUCAUCCCGGGUUGAUGAUCGUUACGCCGACGACGCCGAUUCCCGGUUGGCAUAUUGAUGGUGGGGAGGCGGAUUUAGUGCGUGGGUUGUCGGAUGGGAAAUCUUCGGUUAGGAAUAUGGAGUUUGUUUGGUUGGCUAAUUUUAUGGGCUGUCCGGCUAUUAGUUGUCCCGCGGGAUAUACUGAUGGGAAUGUGCCGAUUGGGAUUAUGGCUAUGGGUGAAUGGGGGACUGAGGAGGAGCUUAUUGCUUUUGCGAGAGAUGGGGAGGGGAUUUUGGAUUUGGCUACUGGGGAUGCAGAAGAUACAGGUGUUGCGGCGGUUAAGGGUUUACGGACUCCUUCGGAUGAUUUGUCUGUUUGGGAAGAUGUUAUUGAACAGGCUAAGGGGAAGAUGUCUGUGUAA
This is a messenger RNA of Penicillium bovifimosum, 1827 nucleotides long. Its product is annotated as amidase. The record is from RefSeq and is a predicted model, not a curated record. Lineage: Eukaryota; Fungi; Ascomycota; Eurotiomycetes; Eurotiales; Aspergillaceae. Gene Ontology annotation, molecular function: catalytic activity. The coding region runs from base 1 to 1827 and encodes 608 amino acids. The transcript is spliced from 3 exons.